GAGUAGAGGAUUUAUUUUUAGCUCUGAUUUAUAUCACAAAAUAUCUUUAUUCGUGGAUGUAACUAUGUUGGACGUUUUGGGUGUUUGUAUCCAGUGAGUUGUGCUAGACGAUGCUCGUACUUACCAUUAGAUAAGUAUCGCAAAGACACUUCUGUUAAUCUCAAACCACUGUUGGGUUGGAGUUAUCAUCAUUAUCAUGAGUAUCAUUAUCAUCAUCAUCAUCAUCAUCACUAGACGCUCCGGUUUCUUUCAGAGCAAGAUGUCGUUAUCUUCCAUUAUCUCCGCAAGUCAAAAUAGCUCAGCUCUACAUGGCUUAUUACAGUUAUUACUUUAUUUAUGAAAAAGAAAUUAUGCAAAGGUAGAAAAUUCAAAGAAUUGAUCAGGAAUUUUCUCCAAUUAUUUCAACAUUCAUAUCCAAACGAAGACAUAUUUGCAUCAGAUAUCAGUACAUCGUGGGAAGAAUAAACCUUAAUUGCCAUCACCUUUUGCUUAUUGUGGCUGUAUGGAGGAAGGUGACCUUACGAACGGUUUACGGAGCUCUUUUGAAACAAUAGAAUCUAGGGAUAGGAGGAGAAUUUCCCGAGAAAUAUACCGGAACCUGAACAGUGUUGUAACUAGCAGUGUUCCGUUGGAUAGCUACCGGUAGAUGAUAAGCUGUGACUUGUGGGACCAUUGUCGUCUUUCACGUCAAACCAAUCGUAGUUUGAGUGAGAAACAUGUGGAAAACGUUACUCAACGGCUUUGGGGGAUGAUGUCGUCAAUCAAUCGCUUUGUACGAAGUCUUUUUCCCCCAUGAGAUAUAUCUGGUAUGAUCACAGCUAAAGCGAAAAACAAGUACGAAGGAAGCAAUACAGUCAUCAAACCAAGACCGCUUGUCGGAAUGGAUUUCAAUCUGAUAACAAACGGUGUUCUGUAACUCAAUCAUCUUGCAUCAUCGUAAUACUAGCUACGAAAUGUUACAACGUUCGUAACAACAAACAUUUAGCUUCGCACAAGCCCUCCGGCACAGAGGUGUGUAACGUACGGCGCUCUGGUCGCGGGUCUAGUCACUGCACUGUACUGCACUGUCCCUUUAACGAGAAAUUCGCUCCACAACCGACUCGUCUUCCCCGAAGAGCAAAUGUUUACUCAACCGGCCACACAUCGCCGCUGCAUCCAGCACAAACACACACACAAUUACAUUCCCAAAAAUGUGUAGCCAAACCUACCGUAUCACUCUCCGCAACCUCUCUGUGUCACUGUGUCCGUUCCGUCCGGCCGUCUAGCACACUCCGGAUGCAAUCGCGAUACGUGCGUACCACCACUACCAUGAUCGAUCGACAUACACGAUCGAAAAUGGCUAGAUCAAUCGAAAUGGAACGCGCACCUGAUCCGCCCAGCAAAGGCCCCGUCGUGUCGAGCAUCGUUGUCGCGCUGUGCCGCCCUUCGAGUGCGCGUGACCUUCCAACCCCAUUGUAAGAAAUAAAAAAAGGCGCUCAGAGAGUUAGUUAGUGCGUGUUUGCGCUGUGUUGGGUGUGUCCGGGGCGGAGGGGAGAGGAGGGUUAUAGCGUGGCGUCGUUCACGAACAUCAUGCUGCUGCUGCUGCGAAGUAUUGGUUGAUCGUGCUUCGUUUAGUGAUAAGCACACCACGCUAAAGGUUGCAUCGCCGUGUGUGCAUACAGCGGAUACAGAGUCAUCAUUCUUCAUCACAUGAUCGCGCGCUCCGUGUGUGUGAGUUUGUGUGUGAGAGAGUUUGUUCGGGAGAGGUGCUAGCUGUUUGUGGUGCAAAUUAGUGCGGAUCUGCAAAUAAGUGACACCAGCCCUGGGGGAGAAGGGGCGAGCAACCCAUCCUACAAAGCCACGACUGGUCAGUUCCAUGUGCGAUCGUCAUCAUCAAAAACGUUAGCAACACCACGUGAUCCGGAACGGGGCUCGCAAUCGGCGUAAGCGUAAGCAUCGCAUUUCCGAUCUUCCAGCCAACAGUGAAAACAGUACAAGUGUGCUACAUUGAUACCGCUGUGUGGCGCUGGGACAGUACCAACCAGCAAGCUAGAUCUAAUAAAACAAACCCAGUGUUAGGCGCGCUCGAACACACACGCACACGCACAGUGGCGGACAAACAAAAACAACCAGCUGCCCGCAGCCACCAUCUCUCGUCUAGUUGGCCGUUGCAAUUAGAACGCGUCGUGUGACGCGUACUGCUUUGCUGUUGGUGGGGCGACCACGAGAGAGAGAGAAAGAGACAGCGAGCGCGUGCCCGAAAGCAUCACAAGAUCGCGAUCGAUUGCUCGGUUAGCCCGAAAGCGAUCCGGCCGUUGUGGUGCCGCGCCGCGCUGCGCUGCUUCGAUUCAGUCGUUCAGUGACACUCGACCGGAAGACUCUACACCCGAUCAGCAAGCUCCACGCUCGAUCGGGCGCCGUUGCCGUCCUUGAACUUUAAAAGUAUCCGCAAAACCAACUAAAGCGCGACUACCGGAUCACCAGGGUCACCGAGGAGUUGUGUGAAGAGAGAGAGAGAGAGAGAGAGAGAGAGAGGCAUUGCGUACCGGAGGGUGAAACUUGAUUUCAGCUUGUAGGAGAACCCCCCAGCCCCCGCCACCACCAUGGCGAUGAUGUUCCGGAGCGAGGAGAUGGCCCUGUGCCAGAUGUUUAUUCAACCGGAAGCGGCCUACACGUCCGUCUCCGAGCUGGGUGAAACGGGCGCCGUCCAGUUUCGUGACCUGAAUGCCGACGUGAACGCGUUCCAGCGCAAGUUUGUCAGCGAGGUGCGCCGCUGCGACGAGAUGGAGCGCAAGCUGCGCUACGUCGAGGGCGAGGUGAAGAAGGACAGCGUGCAGAUACCGGAGUGCUCGGUGGACGAUUGGCCGCGGGCGCCGAACCCGCGCGAAAUUAUCGAUCUCGAGGCGCGGCUCGAGAAGACGGAGAACGAAAUACUGGAGCUGUCGCAGAACGCGGUCAACCUGAAGUCGAACUAUCUCGAGCUGACCGAGCUGAAGCACGUGCUCGAGCGGACGCAAUCGUUCUUCUUCGAGCAGGAGGUGAUCGUGAGCACGGACGCGGCGAAAAGCAACCUGAUCGCGGAGGACCCGACCGCGGCCCAGAGCCGCGGCCGGUUGGGUUUCGUGGCGGGCGUCAUCCAGCGCGAAAAGAUGCCCGGUUUCGAGCGGAUGCUGUGGCGCAUCUCGCGCGGUAACAUCUUUCUGCGCCAGGUCGAGCUGGAGGAACCGUUGGAAGAUCCGGCCACGGGCAAUGAAAUCUUCAAAACCGUGUUCGUGGCGUUCUUCCAAGGUGAGCAGCUGAAGGCGCGCAUCAAGAAGGUGUGCACCGGAUACCACGUGUCGCUGUACCCGUGCCCCAGCUCGGGCUCGGAGCGCACCGACAUGGUCAAGGGCGUCUGCACCCGGCUCGAGGACCUGCGGAUGGUGCUGAACCAAACGCAGGACCACCGGGCGAUCGUGCUGGCCAGCGUGGCGAAGGAGCUGUUCAGCUGGCGCAUCAUGGUGAAGAAGAUGAAGGCGAUCUACCACACGCUGAACCUGUUCAACAUGGACGUCACGAAGAAGUGUCUGAUCGGGGAGUGCUGGGUGCCGGUGCCGGACCUGCCCAAGGUGCAGAAAGCGCUGUCCGAUGGGUCGGCUGCGGUGGGCAGCACCAUCCCGUCCUUCCUGAACGUGAUCGACACGAACGAGGCACCGCCGACGUACAAUCGGACGAACAAGUUUACGCGCGGCUUCCAGAAUCUGAUCGACGCGUACGGUAUCGCCUCGUACCGGGAGGCAAAUCCGGCCCUGUACACGAUCAUCACCUUCCCGUUCCUGUUCGGUAUUAUGUUCGGUGAUCUGGGGCACGGUAUGAUCAUGGCACUGUUCGGGCUGUGGAUGGUAACGGGUGAGAAGAAGCUCGGUGCGAAGAAGUCGACCAACGAAAUUUGGAACAUUUUCUUCGGCGGACGGUACAUCAUCCUGCUGAUGGGACUGUUCUCCAUGUAUACCGGGUUCGUGUACAAUGACAUCUUCUCCAAGUCGAUGAACAUCUUCGGUUCGGCCUGGAGCAUCAACUACAACACGUCGACGGUGAUGACGAACAAGGAUCUUACGCUCAACCCUGGCUCCACGGAUUACGACACCGAGAUCUACCCGAUCGGGCUGGAUCCGGUGUGGCAGCUCGCUUCGAACAAGAUCAUCUUCCUCAACUCGUACAAGAUGAAGCUGUCCAUCAUCUUCGGCGUGGUGCACAUGAUCUUCGGCGUGUGCAUGAGCGUGGUCAACCAUAACUUUUUCAAGAAGCGCAUCAGCAUCGUGCUCGAGUUUCUGCCGCAAAUCAUCUUCCUGGUGCUGCUGUUCGCCUACAUGGUGUUCAUGAUGUUCAUGAAGUGGAUCGCUUACACGGCCAAAACCGACUACCAGCCCCGCACGCCCGGCUGCGCCCCGUCCGUGCUGAUUAUGUUCAUCAACAUGAUGCUGUUUAAAAACUCCGAACCCUUCCACGGCUGCGACGAGUUCAUGUUCGAGGGCCAGAACGAGCUGCAGCGCACGUUCGUGUUCAUUGCGCUGCUCUGCAUUCCCUGGAUGCUGCUCGGCAAGCCGUUCUAUUUGAUGUUCAAGCGCAAGAACGCUUCGCCGACACCAAUCCCGAACAAUGGCGACGUACACCAGGGCGGUGACGCGAACCACACUUCCUCCAGCCCGAAACCACACGAUUCGCAUGACGAUGAGCCGAUGGCGGAAAUCUUCAUCCAUCAGGCCAUUCACACGAUCGAGUACGUGCUCAGCACCGUGUCGCACACUGCGUCCUACCUGCGUCUGUGGGCUCUGUCCCUUGCCCAUGCCCAACUGUCCGAGGUGCUGUGGAACAUGGUGCUGUCGAUGGGGCUGAAGCAAACCUCCUACAAGGGUGCCAUCAUGCUGUACUUUGUCUUUGGCGCCUGGUCCCUGUUUACGCUCGCCAUUCUCGUCAUGAUGGAAGGACUGUCCGCCUUCCUGCAUACGCUUCGUUUGCACUGGGUCGAGUUCAUGAGCAAGUUCUACGAAGGCUUGGGCUACGGUUUCCAACCAUUCUCGUUCAAGCUGAUCAUCGACAGCGAUGACGACUUGGAGUAGUGGAGUGUCCGACCUAUCCGUCCUACAACUUUAUUAAAUGGAAAAAAUGAUGAUUAAUACACCCUUGUAGUAUUGGAGGGUAUGCACGGUUCUGUACGGUUCUCGCCCGGUUCCGUCGAUCCAUACCCCAAGCAAAAAUAGCGGUGGUAGUAGUAGUAAUAGUAGUGCAAUCGUAAAUGCAAGUACUAUCUGCACGGCAUAA
Anopheles gambiae (African malaria mosquito) is the source of this 5280-nucleotide messenger RNA. RefSeq names its product V-type proton ATPase 116 kDa subunit a 1. Lineage: Eukaryota; Metazoa; Arthropoda; Insecta; Diptera; Culicidae. Gene Ontology annotation, biological process: proton transmembrane transport; vacuolar acidification. The record is from RefSeq and is a predicted model, not a curated record. The coding region runs from base 2583 to 5078 and encodes 831 amino acids. Gene Ontology annotation, cellular component: vacuolar proton-transporting V-type ATPase complex; plasma membrane; vacuolar proton-transporting V-type ATPase, V0 domain. The transcript has 7 exons. Gene Ontology annotation, molecular function: proton-transporting ATPase activity, rotational mechanism; ATPase binding.